Messenger RNA from Bursaphelenchus xylophilus (pine wood nematode), 4609 nucleotides. The record is from the annotation of a GenBank genome assembly. Lineage: Eukaryota; Metazoa; Nematoda; Chromadorea; Rhabditida; Aphelenchoididae.
AUGCGGGCCAUCCGACAGUUCUCCGUCCAACUGGCUUUUCGCAGAUUCUUCUGGGUGACUCUGGGGUUGGCGUUGCUGACCUUGUUUUAUGUUGUGCUGGUACCGUCAAGCGAGAGGAUCGAUGUCCAACCAGAGCGGUCUAUGCAAACAACGGCAAUCAGCUUGUUGGCAAAGCUAUUGGGACCCAAUGUAAGUAUUUCUUUUAUAUUUUCUGAAUUUUUAGUCAUUGGAAUGUCAAAUUUUUCUUCCUAAUGGAAAAUAUAGUGUUGUGUUGAUACUUCACAACUUUUUAUUUUGAGGAAAAGCCAUGUGCUUUGUUAAAUCUAGGAUUAUAUUAUACUUGAGCGUCUAAUGAAGAUGCCCAUGUAUUUUUGACGAUUCUUGAUCAAACUGUUAUAAACUGAGCUCCAGUUCUUUUUAAUGUCCCAGCUUUCUAUUCUCGGAAAUUUUUGAGCUAUGGGAGUUGAUUAGAUAACAAAAAUCUUAUCGUUCUCUACUAUUACCCAUGUUUUCAGAAUCAGACCCUGAAACUCACUGCUACUGGUCAAAAUGCCGACAGGAAAGACCAGAAAUCCAUCACAGCGCAGGGAGCUGUAAGUUGACCCACUUUUUUCUUUGAUUUCUUGAUCUUUAGACUUGCAAAAUCCCGAAAUUGGACAAAAACAACCCAGAAAUCAUGGAAUUUGAUGCUCCACCGCCUCCAUUAGGGUGCUCAGGAGAUCCUCACUGGCUUGAAUUGGACAUGGAGAACAGACUGAAACUUACAGAUUACGGAGAAACUGUGUAAUUUCUAUUUUUUUGGAAAAAAUUCCAUGUGAUUGGAAAUUUUUUUUUGAUAUUGUUUGAUGAUGCGAUGGUUUCAGACUGUCAGUAGACGCUCUGAAAUGCACUGCGGAGUUUUUUGAGCGACUUGACGACAAUAAUCUUCAAUGGGAACCAUCAAAAUCCGUAAAAAUUGGAGAUAAAUUGGACAAGACUGAUUAUUUCCUGCUGAAGUGUGACCACAAAGAAGAAAGUUGGGAAAGACUGUUUAUGAACAUGGUCCCAAGACAAAAGUUCAUCGAGAAAUCGAAGGACGUGCAGCCUGCAGAAGACUGGAGUGGCCUGAACGUCUUCUUUAUGGGCUUUGAUUCCCUUUCUCAACAAGCCUAUAGAAGGUCGCUCCCAAAAACCGUGGAAUUUUUGGAAAAAGAGCUCGGAUCCGUUGUCCUGGACGGCUACAAUAUUGUUGGAGAUGGAACCCCACAAGCAUUUAUCCCAAUUUUGACUGGACAAACCGAAGAGGAGCUUCCAAUGACGAGGAAAAGAGUUAAAGGCGCAAAAUACGUCGAUGAAGCGUAUCCAUUUGUUUGGCAGAAUUUCAGCCAAGCUGGAUACACCACAGUCUAUGGGGAGGAUGCGGCAGCCAUUGGAACCUUCACCUACAGAUUGAAGGGGUUCAAAAAUCAACCGGCGGACCAUUAUACUCGCACGUUCUUUCAGUAUGCGGAGAAAUUCGCAAAAAAUAUCAGAUGCGAUGGGCCCGAACCGGAACACAAGGUGAGAUGGAAAAAUGGCGUGGUAAAUAGCGAAUAGAUAGCGGACGAAAACAUGGGUUUUGGCUAUUUUAUAUUAUUGGACGGAAAUUUAUAUUGUAUUAAACAUCAGGUGGGAGAAAAGUGUGUAAAUUUUGAUUGAUUUGAAAGAUUCGAUGAUACAGAAUCAAUGGUAAAUGGAAGAAGUCGUAAAGGCAAGACGUUAGUUCGAAGAAAUUCCUGAUUUGUUAACAGAAAUUUAUAUUGUACUAUAUACAGUUGGGGACCUGAUCCAGUGGCAAAAAACGUACCAUUUUGCGUCCAGAAAGCAUCAAAAAAUGUGGCAAAACACCUCCCUGUUCAAGUGAAAAAAACUCCGAUUUCAAAAGCGCGCCCGCUCUUUUUGUGAGAAAAAACGGUGUGCCCUUCAAAACGAAGUUUUUUUUUACUUGGAGAGGGAAGCAUUUUGCCACAUUUUUUUAUACUUCCCGGAUGCAAAAUGUUACUUUUUUUUGCCACUGGAUCAGGUCCCCACUGUAUAUAGUACAAUAUAAGUUUCUGCUAAUAAAUCAGGAAUUUCUUCGAACUAACGUCUUGCCUUUACGACUUCUUCCAUUUACCAUUGAUUCUGUAUCAUCGAAUCUUUCAAAUCAAUCAAAAUUUACACACUUUUCUCACGGAUGCAAAGUAGUGCGUUUUUUGCCCCCACUGUAUCAGAUGGGCCGAAAAGAAAAGCUCAAUCUGAGCUGUUUAGAACAUUGUGAACGUGAACGGAGGGAAACUGUUAAAGAUGGUGUAAAGUUGCACAAAGAGUUUAAAAAUGAAAUAUUCCAACUCAGAAUACCUGAUUUUGGACGGAAAUUUAUACUCCAUAGACAUCAGACUGGGCCCCUAGAAAUUCGAGACGGUUCGAAUUCCUAGGUGUUCAGUAUUUGCAAAUAAAUUGCUGGUUGAUCUAGAAAGACGUAACCUCUAUUAAUUUUAGGUGUGGUUCAAAUACGCCGAGGAUUUUAUGCGCAAAUACCCUAAGGACACGAGGAAAUUCCUCCUCAUGUUCCACGCCAUCCUCUCUCAUGACGAUAUAAAUCAAAUCAAAUUGGCGGAUGAGGACUUCCGAGACAUGCUGAGAAGACUCAAAACGGAUGGCUACUUUGAUAAUGCGUUGGUAAUCAUCAUGGCUGAUCAUGGAAAUCGAUUCGCGAAAAUAAGGGCAACUCAGCAAGGUCAACUGGAGGAAAGACUCCCAUUCAUGUCAUUGGCACUACCGGAAAAGUUCAGACAAACGGAGAAAGGAAGGGUUGCAUACGAGAAUCUGAAGAAGAACAAGGGCCGCCUCACAACUCCCUUCGAUCUCCACCCAACUCUUUUGGACAUUCUCCAUUUCCCAAGCGUGGAGAUGCUGAAAACACCUCAAGAUCCGGCGAAAAACAGGGAAUUGUCAUUGUUCAGAGAAGUUCCGGAGAGCAGAACUUGUGAACAGGUAAGAAGAAGGUCUAACAAGGAAUGCCUUUUAUGGGGGCUCCUACUUUUUGACGGGACAUGUCUCAAAAAAUCAGAAAAAAUGUGCUGAUCAAGGAUAUAUAAAAAUUAGCUGCCCAUUUUAGGGUUUUAGGGGUGAAAAUGCCCAAAAACUGGCUUAAUUUCCCUGCAAAAGGCACAGGCAUUCGAAACGAUAAAAAGCGCAUUCGGUCUCUUCCUUCGGAAGAGAGCGGUGUGGCCGAGUGGCUAGUGCCGUAGUCUGGGAAUCAAUAGAGACGAUGCGGCACGGUCAACUUUUUUUGAAGUUGAAGGUCUGAAAAAUGAAUUUUUGUGCCAAGACUUAUUUAUUACUUCUUGGAAACUGAAUAAACAUCAUUUUAAGCCAAAAUAAAAGUUGUAAGCCUGUGAAAAAUUAAGCGAAAAGGGGUUUAUAUAGGACUUUAAGUCAACUUCCGAUUGAGUUUUCACCCCUAAAAACCUAAUAUGAGCAGCUAUUUUUUAUAUAUCCUUGAUCAGCACAAUUUCUCUGGUUUUUUGAGAUAUGUCCCGUCAAAAAAAGUAGGAGCCCCAUAAAAGUACUUUCCUUGUAAAAGCGAUGGUGGCAUAGAUAGUUUAGGAAAAUAUCAGUCUGUCGGGAAAAUAACGGCGGAUCGUCGCGCCUCGAAAUCGCCCAUCAUCGCUUUGCGACGGCUGCCGAAGCUGGAGAUUUGGCGCGCGAUAGUGGUGAGGAGAGACAUUUUGAUGCGACGAUCCGCCGUUAUUUUCCCGGCAGACUGAUACCCGUUUAAAAAUUUGUUUUUAUCAGUUUAUGUACUGACAUUCUUCCCGUGAUCUGGAGGAAGAGAUAGCAAAGCGAAAUUUUUGUACAGGACAGGUGAAAAUGGAAGCGAAAACGAGAAAUAUAAAGGGAAAGGGUCGAGAAGGCCUGUAAAGAGGGCCGGGAACGUUGAAUCACCAUGGAGCUAGGAAUACAAAUGGACUUGGGAGGGGGGGGAAUUAGUUUUUUUUUAUGAAUAAUUUUUUGGGAAAUGCUGCUCUUUUGAGAUGCAAAAAAAAUUUUUUUGAGGUUUAAUUAUGAAAAUUUUAUGAAAUUUGCGUGGAUUUGCGAAGCUUUCCUGUUAAUUCGACGAUAAUUUCAGGCUGGAAUCGCCUCUCAUUGGUGUACUUGCCUUAGCUGGGAAGACGCCUUCAAGUCCGACCAGCAAAAGGAACUCUCCACGCUCCUCGCUGAAGGCAUUGUCAAGACCAUCAACGAUUACACCAAGCCAGAAAGAAAGUUGUGCUCGGAAAUCCGACUGGAGAAAGUAAUAUCGGCCAAAAGAUUGAUCCCCAACGAAGAUCUCCUCAAAUAUAAUGGUGUGAAGGAUGCGGAUGGGUUUGUACCGAAGCUAGAAGGCAACACUAAGGCCACUUUCUUCACAUAUCAGAUCAAGUUGCAAACACAGCCGGGCGCCGCCAUAUACGAAGCGACUGUUAAUUACGACGUAACCGGACCCGAAUUGACGGUGGAUUUUCGGUCAAUUAGUCAUGUGAACAAGUUCGGAGACAAGCCGCAUUGUAUUAUCGACAAGAACUACUUCCUUGCGACGUACUGUGUGUGCUAUGACAAGGUCUAG